GACUCAGUAGCAGCAGUUGCUCCCCCCUCCCCCUUUCUCUCUCUCUCGCUUCCCCGGCUGCUGCCCUGCCCUCCUGCCCUCCUGCCCUGCCCUGCCUGCACUUCCCCCCCUCAACGCCCACCCUUUCCAUCGUCCUCUUCGGCGCCUCCCCACUUUCCUGCGCCUCUCUCCCUCGCUCCUCUCUCUCUCCCUCUCCCCCCUGCGGGUCCAUCAUCCCCCGGACCCUCCGGAUCCACUCUCUCCAUUGCUUCCUCCUCCUCACUCUAUCCCUCUCCGGGAGUUUCCAUUUCUCAUCGUUCCAUUUGGACUUGAAGGUACUGCACCCGAUGCUUAGCUGCUGAACGACCUAAGAGAGUGGUGAAAGAUUCUAGUCGCCAUGGAUUUGCCGACUUUAGCCACCGUGCUGCAAUCCGCCCUCAGCACCAAUCCCGAAGAGCGGAAGGCCGGCGAAGAGCGGCUUAAUCAGUAUCAACAUGUUCAGGGGCAUCUUGCGGGACUGCUACAAAUUAUUGUGGCGACACACAUAGACCUGUCCAUUCGCCAGGUUGCCAGUAUCUACUUCAAAAACGUGAUUGCUAGAGAUUGGGUGCCUCGAGAACCUGUUGUAGUACCAAAAAUAUCUGAUACCGAUAAGGCCCUUGUAAGAGAGCAUCUUCUGGAGGCGAUUGUGCAGGCUCCUUACAUAAUCAGGGUCCAACUUGGUGAAUGCUUGAAGACUUGCAUCCACGCCGAUUAUCCAGAGCACUGGCCGGAUCUUCUUCCUGCGAUUUUCAACAAUUUGAAGUCUCAAGACCAACAGCGAGUUUACGGUGCUCUUUAUGCUCUACGCAUUUUAACUCGCAAAUAUGAGUUCAAGGAUGAAGAAGAGCGAAUGCCAGUGUAUCAUAUCAUUAAUACGACUUUUCCAGUUCUGUUAGAAAUAUUGAACCAUCUUUUAGCACUCCCGAAUCCUGCAAUCGAAGUUGCAGAUCUUAUCAAGCUGAUAUUGAAGAUUUUCUGGUCGUCAGCUUAUCUGGAGAUACCAAAGCUCUUGCAUGAUGUGAACACUUUCACUGCAUGGAUGUCGAGCUUUCACAAUCUUUUGGAGAGGCCUGUUCCUGUGGAGGGUCAGCCUACAAAUCCUGAGCAACGAAAAGUGUGGGGGUGGUGGAAAGUGAAAAAGUGGACUUUGCAUAUCAUGAACCGACUUUACAAUAGAUUUGGAGAUCCGAAGAUGUCUAAGCCCGAGAACAAGGCUUUUGCUCUGAUGUUUCAAAAGAAUUUUUCUGGAAAGUUUUUAGAGCUUUAUAUGAAGCUGCUUAGUGUUGUGCGGGAGAAUGGGUAUCUACCUGACAGAGUCAUCAAUUUGGCUCUGCAGUACCUCAGCACCAGUGUGUCCAAGGCUGUUACUUAUCAGUUGUUGAAACCUCAACUUGAUGUGGUCCUGUUUGAAAUCAUAUUCCCACUUAUGUGUUUCAAUGAUGCUGAUGAUGUACUAUGGCGAGAAGAUCCACAUGAAUAUGUCCGGAAAGGUUAUGAUAUCAUUGAGGACAUGUAUAGUCCUCGUACUGCAGCUAUCAACUUCAUUUCCGAAUUGGUCAGAAAGCGAGGGAAGGAGAACUUGCAGAAGUUUCUAUCAUUCAUUGUUGAGGUUUUCAGAAGAUAUGAUGAAGCCCCAGCAGACCAGAAACCAUAUAGGCAAAAGGAUGGAGCUUUGCUAGCUGUUGGCGCUUUGAAUGACAAGCUGAAACUUACGGAGCCUUACAAGUCCCAACUUGAGCACAUGUUGGUUAACCAUGUGUAUCCUGAGUUCAGAAGCCCUGCCGGUCAUCUUAGAGCCAAGGCUGCUUGGGUGGCGGGACAGUAUGCUGAUAUUACUUUCUCAGAUCAGCGUCAUUUUACCUCUGCUUUGCAUAGUGUUGUCGCAGCCCUCACUGAUCCUGAGCUUCCAGUGCGGGUUGAUUCUGUUGUUUCUCUCCGGACGUUCGUCGAAGCGUGCAAAGAUCUUAGUGAGAUUCGGCCAAUAUUACCUCAACUUCUUGAUGAGUUCUUCAAGCUGAUGAACGAAGUCGAGAAUGAGGACCUUGUCUUCACAUUGGAGACAAUUGUGGAUAAAUUCGGGGAAGAAAUGGCACCCUAUGCACUUGGUCUCUGCCAAAAUCUGGCUGCUGCGUUUUGGAAGUGUCUAGAGUCGUCAGAGACUGAUGAUGACGAGGAUGAUUCUGGAGCUCUAGCUGCAGUGGGUUGCUUGAGAGCUAUCGGCACCAUUUUGGAGUCUGUUAGUCGGCUACCUGAAAUUUAUCCUGCUAUUGAGCCAACACUUCUCCCCAUCAUGCAACGAAUGCUGACUACUGACGGUCAAGAUGUGUUUGAAGAGGUCUUGGAGAUAGUAUCGUACAUGACUUAUUUCUCGCCUGUAAUAUCAGUGAACAUGUGGAGUCUGUGGCCGCUCAUGGUCGAUGCACUUCUGGAAUGGGCUAUCGAUUAUUUUGAGAAUCUUUUGGUGCCAUUGGAUAAUUAUAUUUCAAGAAGCACAGAGCACUUCUUGACAUGUACACAGCCAGAUUACCAAACAAGCCUCUUCAAAGUCAUAUCUACAUUAAUGGCUGCUGAGAAACUUGAAGACAGUGACAUAGAACCAGCUCCGAAGUUGAUCGAAGCAGUGCUGCAAAACUGCCGAGGACGAGUGGAUCAAUGGUUGGAGCCUUACCUGCGUAUUAGCAUAGAGAGGCUUCGCAAAACAAGGAAGAACUACUUGAAGGACUUGCUCGUGAAUGUGAUUGCCAACGGACUUUAUUAUAAUGCACCCAUGUGCCUUACCAUUCUACAACAUUUGGGAGUGACCAGCGAAAUUUUCCAAUCGUGGUUCCAAAUGCUGUAUGAGGUCAAGAAAUCCGGCAAACCCUUGCACUUCGUCAGGGAGCACGACAAGAAGGUUUGUAUUCUAGGGUUGGCUUCACUAUUGGUAGUCCCUACGGCGGCCAUGCCGCCUGAACUUCAAGCAGGCUUGGAUCAAGUAUUCAAGGCUCUGUUGAAGUUGCUUGUUGCGUACAAAGAGCAGCGUGCAGAGGCAGCGAAGGUCGAGGAGGUAGAAGACGAUGACGAAGAGGAGUGGGAUGGGACAGCCGAUGAUGGGGAAUGGGACAAAGAGAUCGAUGAUGACGAAGAUGAGGGUGACGAGAGCACGGAGAAGCUUCAAAAGCUAGCAGCUCAGGCCAAGGCUUUUUCACAUGCGGACGAUUCCGACUCUGACUUUGAGGACUAUGCCGAUGACGAGGAGUUCCAGGCUCCUAUUGACAACGUCGAUGCAUUCAUCUUCUUCUCUGAUGCUAUGAAAGCAAUGUCGAUAUCUGAUCCUGCAAGAUUCCAAGCUUUGUCUGGCUCUUUGGACUUCCAACAGCAGGCCUGGGCUCAUGGCUUAGCUCAGCACGCUGAAGAGAGGCGGAAGGAAAUUGAGAAGGAGGCUAUGGAGAAGGCAGUUGCUGCAGGUGCGGGAGUUGCCCUGCAAUAGUGGCAUAAUCCGAAGUCUGUUCAAUUGAUAUAGAAUUUUGUUGGGGUGUGUUGUCUUGCGGUCAUUUAGCUAGUUAUCAUGUGAGAGUUGCAUUAGGAUGUGAAAUUUAUUGCACUGUGUUGGCCAAUAAUGUAUUGAGCGUUUUGGGAGCAAUUCUUUAUCCAAAAGAAUAGGUCCAAGUUUACAAUGAGGGUCAUUCUAGAGAAGUCCACAACCCGUGGUUUCACUUCUCACCUCUCUGUAUCCCACAAAAGUGGUAAUGGGAUUCAAUCCCAUUAAAAUUGUUGAGUCAUUUUUUUUCUCUUCA
Molecule: messenger RNA, 3797 nt
Organism: Physcomitrium patens
Lineage: Eukaryota; Viridiplantae; Streptophyta; Bryopsida; Funariales; Funariaceae
Product: importin beta-like SAD2
Biological process (GO): protein import into nucleus
Cellular component (GO): cytosol; nuclear envelope
Molecular function (GO): small GTPase binding
Source: RefSeq, a predicted model, not a curated record